Molecule: messenger RNA, 1682 nt
Organism: Linum trigynum
Lineage: Eukaryota; Viridiplantae; Streptophyta; Magnoliopsida; Malpighiales; Linaceae
Source: the annotation of a GenBank genome assembly
CGAGCGAUACAAAGGCCAGUGUGUUAACGGAGUCCCACGUGGCAUGAUCUGUGGCAGAUUCUCUGCCGACGGACGAACCACAAAAAAGCCCACAAAAAGACAACAACCUUUCCUCUCGCUCUCGAUCUCUCACACUCAGUUUAUGGCCCAAUCAAUGUGGUUCCCGAAACUCCUUCCCGUGACAGAACGCUCGCUCCUUCGUCCAUUCCUCCACCACACCACCAACCCACUUCUCCACUCCUCCACCACAAGCCUCCGCCAAUCAAACCUCCUCCCUCGCCGCGUUUCCACCGCCGCCGUUUCGCCAAUGGAGUCCAUCAGCGUUCUCAUGACCUGCCCGCCGGUCCACCCAUACCUAGUAGAAGCCCUGGAGAAGCGAUUCACCCUCCACAAGCUCGACUCUGUACCCGACAAGCCCCAGUUCUUGAGUUCCCACAGAGACUCCAUCCGCGCCGUCGUCGGGAACGCCGCUGCCGGAGCCGACGCCGAGCUGAUCGACCAAUUGCCCAAGCUGGAGAUCGUGUCGAGUUACAGCGUUGGGCUGGACAAGAUUGAUUUGGCCAAAUGUAAGGAGAAGGGGAUUAGGGUGACUAAUACGCCCGACGUUCUGACCGAUGAUGUCGCCGAUUUGGCCCUGGGACUUAUGUUGGCUGUGUUGAGGAGGCUGUGUGAGAGCGAUCGGUAUGUUAGGAGUGGGUUGUGGAAGAAGGGCGACUACAAGUUGACUACCAAGUUCAGUGGCAAGACAGUGGGGAUUAUUGGCUUAGGCAGGAUAGGAAUGGCAAUUGCGCAGAGAGCAGAAGCAUUCAGCUGCCCUAUCAGCUACUUCUCCAGAUCACAGAAACCUGGCAUCAACUACAAAUACCACCCUUCUGUCGUCGACCUGGCAGCCAACUGUGACAUCCUAGUCGUCGCCUGCGCCCUGACCCCCGAGACCCGCCACAUCAUUAACCGUGAAGUCAUCGAUGCCCUGGGUCCCAAGGGAGUCCUCAUCAACAUUGGCCGUGGCCCACAUGUCGACGAGGCCGAGCUGGUGUCUGCUUUGGUCGAAGGCCGGUUGGGCGGAGCUGGUCUGGACGUGUUUCAAGACGAGCCGAAUGUGCCAGAAGAGCUAUUCAAGCUCGAGAACGUGGUGCUAUUGCCACACGUGGGGAGUGGCACGGUGGAGACCAGGCAGGCCAUGGCUGACCUUGUUGUUGGUAACUUGGAAGCUCAUUUCCUCAACAAACCGCUCUUGACUCCAGUGGUUUGAUUCUUUCUUAUUUGGGUUCAGAAAUUGGGGGUAAAUUUUGUUGAGCUGUGAAAGCAGUUUCAUAUUGGGUCGAUGUAUUCAUAAAGCUCAGUUUCAAGUAGUUGAUUCUGCAGCAUCUUUGUUUAGCUAGGUUGAUUUUAUUGUCUAGUAUUGUUAGCGUCUUUGAAUGUCAACUCUCUCCCUUCUAGUCGGAGCAAUGCUCAGUUGUUGGAUCAUUAAGACGGAAACUUUUUUUUCUCUUUUAAUGAGUUAGUUCCCCCUAAGCUUCUUCUCCGUUUUCUCCUUCUCUCGGGUGAUGACUACUCUAAUUAAAAUGAAGUAGCUAGAGUUAAAAUCUGACUUAAGAUAGAUUGAGAUGGGGAAAUUUUGAGUGAAGAUGGAAAAUUUGAAUAUGAUAUGUAUGAAGAUCAAAUGAAGUAAGGUGGACAUC